Fusarium pseudograminearum CS3096 is the source of this 822-nucleotide messenger RNA. RefSeq lists its product as uncharacterized. Bases 1 to 822 code for a protein of 273 amino acids. Lineage: Eukaryota; Fungi; Ascomycota; Sordariomycetes; Hypocreales; Nectriaceae. Gene Ontology annotation, molecular function: actin filament binding. The record is from RefSeq and is a predicted model, not a curated record. Gene Ontology annotation, biological process: actin cytoskeleton organization; barbed-end actin filament capping. The transcript has 7 exons. Gene Ontology annotation, cellular component: F-actin capping protein complex; actin cortical patch.
AUGUCCGAUAUCGAAACCGUCUCCUCCUUUGUAGAGGGAGCUCCCCCGGGAGAGCUCGCCGACGUUAUCGCAGAUAUCAAGUCGCUGACGCUCGAAACCAACCCCGAUAUCGUCAACAACCUCACCCCCGCCUUCGAGAAGUACAAUGAGGAGCAAUUUGUUACAAUGAAGCUGCCUGGUAGCAGCCAACCAGUUAUCAUCAGCGCUUACAACUCCCUUGGGGAUGGCCGAUACUUCGACGUCGAGAGCUCUUCCAGUUUUACCUUCGACCACACUACGCAGAAAGCCAGUGCUGUCCAGAGCCACAUGUUGGAAGGAGCUCAAGCGGACCUCGUCAAGUCCACCCUCAAGAGCAUCGGCCCCUACGUUGACGAGCACUUUGCCAACGCUGCGCAUGGCGUCUACCCAAUCGAGUCGGACUCCAAGAUUGCCAUCGUUAUUGUCGGCAACAAAUAUAGCCCUAACAACUUCUGGAACGGACGCUGGCGAUCGCUUUAUAUCUUGGACCCUUCAUCUGGGGCCCUCGAGGGCUCUCUCAAGGUUGACGUGCACUACUACGAGGACGGAAACGUUCGUCUCCUGACCAACAAGCCUGUCUCCAGUACUAUCUCCUCUGUCAACGGCGCCGGUAUCGUUAGAGAAAUCUCGACAACGGAGAAGAGGUACCAAGAGGAGCUGAACAAGGGUUUCGUGAGCCUUAGCGAGGGUGCAUUCAAGGGCCUGCGACGACAGCUGCCUGUGACAAGACAGAAGAUCGAAUGGGACCGCGUGACAAGCUACCGUCUGGGCCAGGAUAUUGGCAACGGAGGCUCGAGGCGAUAG